AUGCCGUUCGAAAGUUUGGAGCCCGAUGAUAUGGAUAAUGAUAAAUUACAAGAUUUAGAACUUAUUCAAGUUAUUAUAAAUAGUAAUCAAUUAACAGCUGAGCCGGCUACUAAUCAACGUUGUGAAACACAAAAUUAUGAUAUUAUUAUUAUAUUAGAAGAACAACAUCUCAACCGUACUCAGCAACAUAAUAUAUCACCAACAAAACAUCACUUUCAUCCUCAACACUAUCCAGAUUAUAAUUUGAUUACUGAUACAGUAUCUACAAAUAACAUUGAUCAAUCGCUGUUGUACUUACAAACACUUGCAAAUGGUGACUCAGAAUUGGAUUGGCCAGAUGAUAAUAAUGAUGUGUGGCAUGAACACGAAAUAAAACAACAACGUCAACAAUUCUCGUCAAUAUCAGAUAUUAAUAAUAUGGAACAUUCGAAUAAUGAAAUUCCAAAAUUAGAUAAUAAUGUACAAGGAAAACAAAAUAUCUUGCUUAUAGAUGAUCAACAUUUACCAUUAUUUGUUGUUCAAUCAAACCCGAACCAGCGACAUUGUGCUGCUCAAUUAGCAACCUCAUCGACAAAUGCUAAUCUGUUUCAAAAUUAUGCUGAUCAUAAUAAUCAUCAACAUCAUUCACCAUUACCACAACAAGUAUUAUUCAGUACAAAAACACAAUGGUCAAGAAUAUUAGGUGAUGAUUAUAUUAAAUAUGAUUAUGUAUUAAUACAACUGUUGUUAUUGAUUAUGUUAGCUGAAGGUUUAUUACGUAUAUCAGAUUAUUAUGAUCGAAUUGGUAUUAAAUUCGUUGUGUUUGUUCUUUGUACGAAAUUACCUGUUAUACGUGAUUCUACUUUACUGGUCUUCGAUAAAUUUACAAAAGCAUUUAGACAUUGGGAUUGGCUAUGGCCUUAUAUGGUACCUUAA
Didymodactylos carnosus is the source of this 915-nucleotide messenger RNA. The record is from the annotation of a GenBank genome assembly. Lineage: Eukaryota; Metazoa; Rotifera; Eurotatoria; Philodinida; Philodinidae.